AUGAAAGGUUGGAAAGAGAUCGAAUACGAGGUUGUCCGCGAUUCCCGCGACAAUUGUAUAACUGUCUGUAAUAUGGAGAAUGUUGAUCCACUUGGUAUCCACAAUGGAGACUCCAUUGUGGUCGCUCCCUCCCAAACGCUAUCCGACUUCGAUUACAACAUGCUCCGAACAACUGCGAUCAAUGUCAUUCGCCAUCUUGGUGUUGUUGGCGAGUGUAACAUUCAGUACGCUCUGAAUCCGAUUAGAAGGAGUACUGCAUUAUUGAGGUAUGUCAACGCGCGUCUCUCGCAUUCGUCAGCACUGGCUUCGAAAGCUACAGGUUAUCCCCUUGCGUUUAUUGCUGCUAAGCUCGGUCUGGGUGUCCCGUUAAACGAAAUCAAGAACUCCGUGACGAAAGUAACCAGCGCUUGCUUCGAGCCAAGCUUAGACUACGUUGUCGUGAAGAUACCACAGACCAUCCAAAAGGCGAUACAGGCGAUUGACGAUCAGUUCCUUGGAUUUGCGAAGGACAUCGACGAGGAACUGGUCAAUCCCACUGACAAGCGGAUAUUCGCCAUCGCAAAUGUAUUCCAUCGGGGCGAUAGCGUCGACAAGAUCUGGCAGAUGACUAACAUCGACAAGUGGUACCUAACGAAACUUCAACACAUUCAUCGCAUGGAGAAGCGCUUGUCAGAUCAAUCUAUCUCUUCUGUCAGCAACAGAAUUAUCCUCCAAGCGAAGCAGCUUGGCUUCUCCGAUCGCUUGGUAGCCAGUUGUUUGGGUUCAACGGAGUUAGCUGUCCGAAGGCUUCGUCAAGAAAUUGGCUGA
Suillus clintonianus is the source of this 807-nucleotide messenger RNA. Its product is annotated as ATPase domain protein. The coding region runs from base 1 to 807 and encodes 268 amino acids. The transcript is spliced from 7 exons. NCBI's taxonomy places the organism in Eukaryota, Fungi, Basidiomycota, Agaricomycetes, Boletales, Suillaceae. The record is from RefSeq and is a predicted model, not a curated record. Gene Ontology annotation, cellular component: cytosol; cytoplasm. Gene Ontology annotation, molecular function: aspartate carbamoyltransferase activity; ATP binding; dihydroorotase activity. Gene Ontology annotation, biological process: L-citrulline biosynthetic process; L-glutamine metabolic process; UTP biosynthetic process.